This is a messenger RNA of Condylostylus longicornis, 2431 nucleotides long. RefSeq lists its product as uncharacterized. The transcript has 4 exons. The record is from RefSeq and is a predicted model, not a curated record. Gene Ontology annotation, biological process: SCF-dependent proteasomal ubiquitin-dependent protein catabolic process. Gene Ontology annotation, molecular function: protein binding. Gene Ontology annotation, cellular component: SCF ubiquitin ligase complex. Bases 84 to 1745 code for a protein of 553 amino acids. Lineage: Eukaryota; Metazoa; Arthropoda; Insecta; Diptera; Dolichopodidae.
GUGAAAAAUAAUAAAAUUUUAAUAUUUAUUUUCAUUUUAUUGAAAAAUAUUUAAUAGUGUCAAAAUUUUAUUAAAAAUUAAUAAUGGAAAAUUUAAAUUUUAAUGAAAUAUUUCCAAUUGAGAUAAAAUUGCACAUAUUCAGUUACUUAAAUUUUGGCGAUAUAAUUGCAAUAUCAACUGUUUGUAAAGAAUGGUUAGAGAUCACUAAAAUGGAUGAUUUCCAAAAUAAAAUUUCUAUAAGAUUUUCUGGUGUUUAUUUAUCUGAUAUUAAAGAACCUGCAUCAUUAUUUCUCAAUAAAACAAGACCAUUUCGUAAUUUAAUUUUAAAAGAUUGUGAAAUGGAAUAUUGUAAUAAUUUUUUGAAAACAAUGGGUUCAACAUUAAAAUCUAUAACAUUUGAAUUAUGUAAUAAAAUGUCACCAAUACAUUUUAUAACAAUUAUUGAUAAUAUUGAAAAUUUAAAAGAAUUAUCAAUAAAAAAUUGGUGGGGCUUCGAAAAAUUUGAACUUCUCGAUACGAAUGAUAAUAAUUCAAAAAUAUUAUAUUUAAAUUAUAUUGAAAGAGAAAAACAUGCACUAUCAAAAUUAGAGAAAUUACAUUUACAUGUAAAAAAUAGUUCAGCAUUUCAAGAAAUUGCUGUUAGAUUAACUGAAGUUAAUGAAUUAACAUUAAAAGAUAUUUAUUUUGAUUUUUCUGGACCGAUGCCAUUACAUAAAACAUAUGUCUGGUAUAAUUUAUUAAUGUUAGAUAAAUUAAAUUUAAAGAGAUUUGAAUUAAAUGGACAUUUUUUUCCAAGUGAGGAAUUCUUUCAAUUUUUAAUAAGACAAAAAAAUUUAAAAGAAUUACAUUUACGUGGCUUACAUUAUUUACAUGAUGAACAAGUUGAUUUAAUUGCAAAUAAUUUAGAAUUUCUUGAAGUACUUAAAGUACCAUUCUGUUAUCAUGUUUCAAAUAGGAGUCUGGAAUCUUUGUUAAAAUUAAAAUAUUUAAAGAAAUUAGAAAUAUCAAAUUCAGUACAACAUGAAGCUGGUAUCGAUGAUGUUGUUACAGAUGAAGGUAUACAAAGAACAAUUGCAAGACAAAAUAAUGAUAGAUUAUUGGAAUUAAGUUUGGGAUCAAUUAAAUUAUGUGAUAAACAGAUGUCAUUAAUUGUACCGAAAUUAAAAAAUUUAACAUCACUAGAUAUUGAAGCAAGUGAUAUUGAUAAUGAUAAAAUUACUGAUGAAUCAAUUCAAAUUAUAAUUAAAAAUUUAAAAUGGUUAAAAAAUUUAAAUUUAAAAAACAAUAUAAUGAUAACUGAUUAUGGUUUAACAGGAUUAAAUCAAUUAUCAAAUAUAGUAGAUGGUGUACCAAUAUCAAAUUUAAAAGGAUUAAUAAGUUUAAAUUUAAAAAAUUGUAAUAAACUUACAGACAUUUCGCUAAUACAUGGUAUAAAAUUUUUGGAAUUAAGGCAAUUGUCGAUUGGAGAACUCCCCAGUUAUAAAAUGAUUGAUAAUACAUUAGUAUUUAUUAAUUCUACAAAUUUUACGGAAAAUGGUUUUAAAGCUUUAGCAAAAAAUUGUCCAUCAUUAGAGAAUUUAAAUUUUUCAACAAAUAAUUGGAAUUAUUUGGCAACAUUAUCAAUAUUUCCAAGAUUAACACAAUAUAUUAUGUAUAAGAAUUGUAUCAAGUGUGAGAGAACACUUCAAUUCAAUUCAAUUGAUAGACGUCAUGUUUGCAUCAUGUGUAAUGUAAAUGUGGAUUGAUAUUUUUUGUAAUUAUUACGAAAUGUAAUAUAAGUGAAUUUAGCAACUCAAGCAUAAUCAACCGGAUCGUGGAACAAGAAUCGAAGUAUCUAUUAAAAAUAUUAUGGUACUAAUAAUAAUAUUUUACUAGUAAAAAAUUUGAUAUAUUUUAUAGUUUUUGGUAUUAUAGUGUGAUAAUCUUACAAACAAAAAAAAUUAUUUUAUUUUCAUUAUAUGUAUUCAUAUGUAUGUUUGUGAAUAUUGUAUGUUUAACGUUACUAUUAUUCAUAAAUAAUUAAAGCAGUGUAAUAACGAUUCCUUUAAGAAAAUAUAAAAUGAAAAGUGUUUUUGUCUUAUCAUUGGACUUAACUGUAUAAUAAAUAUCAGACCUAUACACAAAGGCGGGAGCGAAAAAAUUAUGUUUUACUUCUUGUGACUUCUUCAUUUAUUCAAUUUAAUUUUAUAUAAAUAAACAAAUUAAAUCAUAGAAUAAUUCAAAAUUCAAAAGUGAGAGUAGCAGUGUACAUAGGCGUAAGAAGUUUGAGUAAAAAAUUGUUUAACUCGUUUAAAAAUAUAUUAUUUUAAAUUACCCUGUUAAUAUCGCAGUAUUUCAUUUAAAUUCAUUUAUCUAGGAGAAGAAAAAAAAUGAAAACUAAUAACACAGGUAUUAAAAAUAUUAAUAUAAGAAUACCUUUUUGAUAAAUAUU